CUCCUAUCUAUGUUGUUUUUUCUGGUCUCUCUUCUUAGGAGAUGGACGGAUUUGAAAGCGAUAAAGAGGCGGUUUUGAGAGUUCCGGUAAGGAUCCGGGUAAGAUCCAGGCAAGCCGGUUCUGUCUUUGAUUUCAGGAGAUUGACAAGAUGGGGAACCCAUUUUUUGCUACCGCUGCAUUAUCUACAAGAGGAAGGCGCACAUUGGUCGAUGGAUCUGCAUGUUUCAAGGGAAAAUUUUAUUCUUCAGCUGCGAUGGUGAUGGUAGAAGUCAAAAAAUUGGGAGGAGACCCAGGAAGAUAUUUAAUGUAGCCUUUGUUGGAAGCAAAUGUUUGGGUUUGGUUUGAUCUUUCCUAAUCCUACAACAUCACCACCAGUUUUCCAGACGCCAAAGUUCUGGCACACCAUUUGGUGUCCGGAGGUAGUUUUGGUUAUUAAAUGGUCAAAUUAGUUGCACAAUAUGUACCAGUGGGUUAGAUCCCCACGAGAUUUUCCAUAUUUGUCUGGAUUUGGUUUUGUAACAGA
Messenger RNA from Linum tenue, 523 nucleotides. NCBI's taxonomy places the organism in Eukaryota, Viridiplantae, Streptophyta, Magnoliopsida, Malpighiales, Linaceae. The record is from the annotation of a GenBank genome assembly.